UGUGUGAGAAAUUAGAAAACAGGAGAAGAACUCGAGCAGUUUGAGUAGGUCUUAUAGGCUCUCCCUAGCUGCGAGUAACUGGGUUACGUAGGCAAGAAGCUGUACACAACUUCAGCACCAGCAGAAAGCGCUGAUCAAAAAGGACAGGGAAAAGGACAGCAAGUUCUCAUUGAGUGGAGCAGAAAGCAUCUCUCUGCCUUCUUAGUGUGGCACAACCUCCUGUUAGUAUCCAGGAUGGACUGCUGUAAUGAAGGGUCUUGCACUAAGCUUGAUGAAGACAUCUUGGACAUUCCACUGGAUGACCCUGAUGCCAAUGCAGCAGCUGCCAAGAUCCAAGCCAGUUUCCGUGGGCAUAUGACCAGGAAGAAGAUUAAAGGAGGUGAAAUAGAACGCAAAAGCAAGGAUCCGGAGGCCACAAGCAGCAAUCGUGCAGGGGACCUACGUAAUGGAGACUAAGUAUGUCCAGCAACAAAGAAGAAAUGGAUGGAGAAGCAGCAUCCAGAUAGAUUUCUAGCUGGUCCUCUGAACAACAACCUUCUACUUCCAGAAGAACAAUCACCAUCUCAUGAUGUCCCAUGGAGUCUGAUCAUAGAUGAGACACAAUGUUUCCCCCCCCUUAAUUGUCCUUUUCAGAACUGCAACUUCCUCUAUUCCUUCUCUUCAAGAUACCAUUGUUAUCAUUCUCUGCUUUUUCUUGUUGUAUAGAUCCUGCAUUCCUUCCUGGCAUUCACUCUGUGCUCCCCAUCCUUUGCACAUUUUGGUUUUCUUCCAUUCCCAGAUUUUUUAAAAAAUUAAACAUGUACUUCCCUCCCAUGCAUCUGUACAAUAAUGAAGAAAAAUAUGCAUCACUUGUAUGCAUCUAUUGCCUGUUACAACUCCUAUGACCCUUCAUGUUCACUUCAAUAUAUUAUGUCCAGCAUCCCAACAAUGCUUCUGGUAUUUACUGCCAAGCCCUAAAUUAUCAACUAGGAGGAAAAUGCUGUGUUUUGUAAGCUCAGGCUUUUCUCUCCCCUAUUACUGACAGCAGAAUCUGGUGACAGAUGAUAAAAGUAAAGCAUGGAAACCAUACUUUUUAGACUACGUCAUAGAAUCAGCCAGCUAAGCAUGCCCACUGGCAAUGCUGUUCAACUAUAGUUGUUUUGGGGGACUGUGUGCACCCUGGUUCCCAAAUGGAUCAAUUCUGAAAGUUAUACUCCAAAAAAGUCAUGAUUCCAAGUUAUGGUUUCAAGUAAUAUAACCAAACAUUGUAUUUUGCCCCAGUAUCAUCUGUGGCUAAAUUGGACAGACACAAAACUCUGAGAAUGGUAAGAGAAGUAUAUCUGUGAUCUUUUGGGCACUACUACUGACCAACAGGCUAUGGCUGGU
This is a messenger RNA of Sceloporus undulatus (fence lizard), 1365 nucleotides long. RefSeq names its product neurogranin (gene NRGN). Lineage: Eukaryota; Metazoa; Chordata; Lepidosauria; Squamata; Phrynosomatidae. The record is from RefSeq and is a predicted model, not a curated record. Gene Ontology annotation, molecular function: calmodulin binding. The coding region runs from base 235 to 456 and encodes 73 amino acids. The transcript is spliced from 3 exons.